Molecule: messenger RNA, 3852 nt
Organism: Linum trigynum
Lineage: Eukaryota; Viridiplantae; Streptophyta; Magnoliopsida; Malpighiales; Linaceae
Source: the annotation of a GenBank genome assembly
AUGGAAAAUCCGACCGCCGCCGCGGCAGCCGGACCAGUAACCAUCAUCCACCACACCACCGCCUUCCUCUCCAAAGCACUUUCCUCGCUGGAGCUCCGCAACCACCUCCUCGCCCUCCUCCACGGUGGCGGCAGAACCCACUUCGCCGCCUGCCGCCGCCUCAUCAAGCCCUACGGCCUGGCGCUGGAGGCAGUGGAGAAGGCAACCGCUGCCACGAACCUUGCCCCGGUCAAAGCCGCCGCCGUCGUCCUCUGCCUCUUCCGCCUCAGCCCCUCCGCCGCCCGCUCCAAGAUCGCUCCUGAUCUCUUCCAGGAGCUCUUCCUCGUCCACCUACUCCCUGCUCUACGGUGGUUCGAGGACCGGAGGAGCGCGAUUCUGUCCGGUACUACCGCCGAGGCGCCGCCGGCGAUGAAAGUGCUGUCGGAGAUGAGCGGAGGGCAGGCGAAGGAGUUGAAGGUGCUGGAGGGUAUUUACGAGGAUGUUCUCAAUGAGAAUUGCAGGGUUUUUGCUGACUAUUUGAUUGAUGAAGUUUUGAGCAGCGGCGGCGGAGGAGAUGGUUCGACGGCGGGAGUGCGGCCGCCGCCGCCGGUGGUUUUGAGGAUAAGCAAGGCAGAGGAAUUGGGCGCCGAAUUUGGACGGUAUAAUCCAAUACAAAAAGAAGGAAGCAGAGAAGAAUCCGCCGCUUCAUCUUCGGAAUUCUGCAGUCCAUUUGGCGGCAGCAGCACUUCCUCCACUCCCAUAUCUCACAGUCACCACCCCUCGCCGCAGGCAACUUCUUCUUCUCCGGCGAAAACAGAGUCCCCUGCUCCGUCUAUUUCCGAUUCCGACGACUUAACCUCAUCUUCUUCCAACACGUCAACUUCUUCAUCUUCUUCCUCCUCCAUAUCUGCGGAAAAGGCCAAACGAGUAGCAUUGUUGCAGCCUCUCACAGAUCCCCUGCCUCGCAGCGAACAAAUCCGCAGCAGCUCUUCCGGAGGUCACAACCAGACAUUAAUGGCGGAUUUCGACAGUCUCCUGCUCAGUAAUAAACACUCUCCUCCUCCAAAGGACUUCGUCUGUCCAAUAACAAGCAACAUAUUCGCCGACCCAGUAACCCUCGAGACCGGCCAAACCUACGAGCGGAAAGCGAUUCAAGAAUGGCUGGAUCGAGGCAACUCGAGUUGCCCGAUUACUCGCCAAAAUUUGACCAGCACUCUGCUACCCAAAACCAACUACGUCCUCAAGCGCCUCAUCGCCAGCUGGCUCGAGCGCAACCCCGUCUCUUCCCCUUCCGUCGAAACCCCUCCCCGCCGGAAGAGAUCCACCGUGGAAUCUCCCAACAGCGUCAUCGCCGCUGCGGCGGCCGUGGACGGUUCUGUUGCUGAACUCCGCCACGCGAUCAACAACCUCUGUAUGUCGGAGAUCCUCGACGAGUCCGAGACGGCGGUUCUGACCAUCGAGAGGUUCUGGCAGGAGGUGAAGAGGAGUAAGAAUCUAGGGUUUGAUGUGCAGAGCAUGCUGGCUCGCCCCGCCGUGGUGAGCGGGUUCGUCGAGAUUCUGUUCAACUCCGUCGAUCCCACGGUGCUGAAGGCGACCGUCUUCCUGUUGUCGGAAUUGGGGUCGAGGGAUAAAUCGGUGGUGCAGACUUUGACGAGGGUUGACUCCGACGUUGACUGCAUCCUUGCCCUGUUCAAGAAGGGGCUUCUGGAAGCUGUGGUGUUGAUUUACUACCUCUUGACGCCUUCUUCUUCGCCAGGGGACUUGGUGGAGAUGGACAUGGUGGAAUCUCUGGUGGCGGUGUUGAGGAGGAAGGAGAGUGAUAUGCUGAAGAUGUGUAUGAAGCCCAGAACAGCUGCUGUGCUUCUGUUGGGGCAGAUAAUGGGAACUGGUGAGGAAGGUGCGGUGGGGGCCAUUGUGAAGGGUGAUGUUGUGGCAGCCAUUGUUGGAAGCUUGGAAUCCGAAUCGGCCGAGGAGAGGGUUUCGGCGGUUGGGAUACUGUUGAAGUGUAUGAAGGAAGAUGGAACUUGUAGGAACACCAUUGCUGAUAAAGCUGAGCUUGCUCCUGUGUUGGAGAGCUUCGUUGGUGGGGGUGAUGGCGAAAAGUUCGAGAUCAUUUGUUUCCUAUCUGAGUUGGUGAAACUCAACAGGAUGACAUUCAACGAGCAAGUUCUUCAUAUUAUCAAGGAUGAAGGCACUUUCAGCACCAUGCAUACUUUUCUCAACUAUUUGCAGACUGCUCCUGUGGAUCAGUCUCCUGUCUUGGCCGGCCUUCUUCUCCAGCUUGAUCUUCUGGCUGAGCCGAGAAAGAUGAGCAUGUAUAGGGAAGAUGCGAUAGAUACCUUCAUUUCAUGCCUCAAGAACUCAGAAUUCCCAGCUGCUCAAGUAGCUGCUGCAAAGACCAUUUUGGCACUGCCAGGGAGGUUUAAUGCUUCUGGGAAGUCCCUUACAAGAGCGUUUCUCCUAAAACGUGCUGGAGUCGAGAAGAGUUAUCGAAGCCUUACACAGACCGACCAGCAUACUGGGUUGCUUUAUGGAGAAACUGAAGAGAUAGAAGAGAGGGCAGCUGAAGUAUGGGACAUGAAGAUGGCAUCUGCAUUGGCGAGCCACGAGUUCGGAGCAAUCUUUGAGGUGCUGGCAGAAGGGAUGAAGAGCAGAAACUCGGAAUUGCAAUCGGCUUGUUUUGUUUCAGCGUCAUGGCUUGUGCACAUGCUCGACAUUCUUCCCGACACUGGGAUUCGUGGUGCUGCUCGAGUCUGCUUGCUCAAGCGGUUUGUGGCCAUUUUCAAGUCAGCAAAGGAUAGUGAGGAUAAAGUCCUAGCAUUGCUAGCUCUCAAGAGCUUCCUAAAUGAUCCUGAGGGGCUACAAGAUUUGAAUAACUACAUGAAAGAUAUAAAGAAAGGGCUGAGAGAGCUUAGGAAGUCAUGCUCACUGGCAUUUGAAGUUCUCAAGGUUCUCUCAGAGGGGAGAGACAACAGUGCUGAACUUUGGAACCACAAAGAACUAGUUCAGGUUGACUGUUGUGAGAAUGGAGAGGUGCUUUCCAUUGCCUACUUCAAGGACAAGAUCAUUUCAGGCCACUCAGAUGGAACUAUGAAGGUUUGGACUGGUAGGGGAAGUGUCCUUCACCUUGUCCAGGAACUCAGAGAACACACAAAGGGAGUCAGUAGCUUGGUGGUUCCGCAAUCAGGAGACAAGCUAUAUAGUGGCUCUCUAGACAGAACUGCCAGAGUCUGGUCCAUUGUGGGCGACACUUUGCAUUGUAUGCAAGUUCAUGAUAUGAAGGAUCAGGUUCAUAAUCUGGUGGUUGCCAACUCCAUUUCUUGCUUCAUCCCUGCAGGCGCGGGUAUCAAGGUUCAUUCCUGGAGCGGCAAGUCCAAGUUGCUGAACUCAGGGCGAUAUGUCAAGUGCCUGUCUCUGGUUCAGGGGAAGCUUUACUGCGGCUGCCACGACAGCAGCAUUCAGGAAAUUGAUUUGGCAACAGAAACGGUAUCAUUCAUUCAAAGUGGAUACAGGAAGCUAAUAGGCAAAGUGAGUCCGGUAUACGCGCUAGAGGUUCGAGAUGGGCUCGUGUAUUCAGCCGUUUCGCCAUUGGAUGGAGCAGCUGUUAAGAUAUGGAGUGCUUCAAAUCAUGGUCAAGUGGGUGCAUUGGCAACGACCCAGGAAGUCAGGACCAUGGCUGUAAGUUCAGAGCUUAUCUAUUUGGGAAGUAAAGGUGGGACGAUAGAGAUAUGGGAUCGAAAGAAGCACAUUAGAGUAGAGACCAUACAAGCUUGCACCAACAGUAAAGUUAUUUCCAUGGCUGUCGAUGGCAAUGAAGAGAUACUGGUUGCUGGAACAUCAGAUGGGUGGAUUCAGGCAUGGGGAUUGAGCUAA